AUGCCUGACACCGUAGACAAGGUCCAAGAAGAGGUUAUUGGCAGAGUUUCCAUCAAAGUGCCACCAUUCUGGAAGCGGAGCCCUGACCUGUGGUUCCUCCAGCUUGAAGCCCAGUUCCACACCAGUGCAAUCACAUCUGAUGUCACAAAGUAUUUCACUCUUGUUGGAAACCUUGAAGCAGAUGUCCUGACCGAAGUUCGAGAUGUAGUCACCAGCCCUCCUGCUACAGAAAAAUACAAUGGUCUGAAGAAUCGACUUCUAGCAGCGUUUCAAGAAUCUGAGCAGAAAAGACUCCAGACCCUUCUCAGUGGCAUUACUCUCGAUGGAAGACGACCAACUCAGCUGCUUUCUAAGAUGAGAGAGCUUGCGUCAUCCACUAUUUCUGAAGACAUCCUCAGAACCUUAUGA
Messenger RNA from Episyrphus balteatus (marmalade hoverfly), 408 nucleotides. RefSeq lists its product as uncharacterized. NCBI's taxonomy places the organism in Eukaryota, Metazoa, Arthropoda, Insecta, Diptera, Syrphidae. The record is from RefSeq and is a predicted model, not a curated record. The coding region runs from base 1 to 408 and encodes 135 amino acids. The transcript has a single exon.